GGUGGAAUUCAAGUCAAAAAUGAAAAAAUCAGACCGUCUUUGAAAUCUCUGAAAACUGAUAAUAGACCAGAAAAAUCCAAAUAUAAGCCACUUUGGGGAAAAGUGUUUUACCUUGACUUACCUUCUGUCACCAUAUCUGAAAAACUGCAAAAGGAUAUUAAGGAUCUAGGAGGGCGAGUUGAAGAAUUUCUCAGCAAAGAUAUCAGUUAUCUUAUUUCAAAUAAAAAGGAGGCUAAAUUUGCACAAACAUUGGGUCGAAUUUCUCCUGUACCAAGUCCAGAAUCUGCAUAUACUGCGGAAACCACUUCACCUCAUCCUAGCCAUGAUGGAAGUUCAUUUAAGUCACCAGACACAGUAUGUUUAAGCAGAGGAAAAUUAUUAGUUGAAAAAGCUAUCAAGGACCAUGAUUUUAUUCCUUCAAAUAGUAUAUUAUCAAAUGCCUUAUCAUGGGGAGUAAAAAUUCUUCAUAUUGAUGACAUUAGAUACUACAUUGAACAAAAGAAAAAAGAAUUGUAUUUACUCAAGAAAUCAAGUACUUCUGUAAGAGAUGUGGGGAGAAAAGUUGGUGUUGGUGUACAAAAAACAAGAAAAGCCCUGCAGUCCAUUUGAUGUAGAUAAGCCAUCAAGCAUCCAAAAGCAAACUCAGGUUAAACUAAGACUCCAAACGGAUGGUGAUAAAUAUGGUGGAACUUCAGUUCAACUCCAGUUGAAAGAGAAGAAAAAAAAAGGAUAUUGUGAAUGUUGCUUGCAGAAAUAUGAAGAUCUUGAAACUCACCUUUUAAGUGAGCAACACAGAAACUUUGCACAGAGUAACCAGUACCAAGUUGUUGAUGAUGUUGUAUCUAAGUUAGUUUUUGACUUUGUGGAAUAUGAAAAGGAUACUCCUAAAAAGAAAAGAAUAAAAUACAGCGUUGGAUCCCUUUCUCCUGUUUCUUCUGCAAAUGUCCUGAAAAAGCCUGAAUCAAAAGAAGAACUAGAAUUGCAGCAUAUUUCUCAGAAGGACUUCAGGGAAAAUAAUGUUCAGGUGGUGGAACAGAAUUUCCUGUAUAAAGAGACCCAGGAACCUGAACAAAAGUUUAUGUUUAUUUCAGAGCCCAUUGCCUACCCUUUGAAUGAAUUGAGAGGACUUAAUGAGAAAAUGGUUGAUAAAGGCUGUAUGUUAAAUCCAGCUGGAAAUGACAUAAAACAGAAUUUCACACAGCUACCUCCACAUAAAAAUAAACAGGACUACAUUCCUGACACUUCUGAACAUAAAUUAAUUAUAAGUAAAAAUGACUUAGAAGAACCAAGGAUAGAUGACUGUCCAUGUAGGCUACACACCUCUAUACAUGCUUCUAAUUCCAAUACGGAUAAUAGUGCAUCUCAACCAAAACAAAAGUCAGAUACUAUGCUUUUUCCAGCAAAGGAUCUGAAGGAAAAGGACCUUCAUUCAAUAUUUGGUCAUGAUUCUGGUUUGAUAACAAUAAACAGUUCACAAGAGCACCUAACAAUUCAGGCAACGACUCCAUCCAGUAGUCCCGAAGAACCUAAUGAAUGUGACAUCAAGAAUGUGAAUAGUUUACUUUGUGGUAAAAUCCAUCGAAAAGUGAAAAUAUUAUUAGGACGAAAUAAAAAAGAAAAUCUAGAACCAAAUGCUGAAUUAGAUAAGAAAAGGACUGAAUUUCUUAUCACACAAGAAGAAAGCAGAACUUGUAGUUCACCAGUGCAGUCUUUACUGGACUUGUUUCAGACAAGUGAAGAGAAGUCAGAAUUUUUGGGUUUUACAAGCUACACUGAAAACAGUAGUAUAUGCAAUGUUUUAGAUAUUUGGGAAGAGGAAAAUUCAAAUAAUCUGUUGUCAAUGUUUUUUUCUUCCCCUUCAACUUCUACAUUUACUGGCUUUUAGACUUUAAAAUGCAUAGUUUUCAGAAGCAGUAAGGAUCAUAUUCUUGAAAUUUUUAUAAAUGUCUAAAAAUUCUUAGGAUUUGCCAACUUUGUUUACAGAACCAAAUGUAAAUGUUGACAAUAAAGGUGAUGUUUGCAAUUUUCUACAGAACUGAAUACCUGUUAUAGAAAAAUUACAGAAUAAGCUUCUUUAUUUUACAU
Carlito syrichta (Philippine tarsier) is the source of this 2085-nucleotide messenger RNA. It is a transcript of the gene DBF4, whose product is annotated as DBF4 zinc finger. The record is from RefSeq and is a predicted model, not a curated record. Gene Ontology annotation, molecular function: nucleic acid binding; zinc ion binding. The coding region runs from base 548 to 1885 and encodes 445 amino acids. Lineage: Eukaryota; Metazoa; Chordata; Mammalia; Primates; Tarsiidae. The transcript has 10 exons.